AUGAGCCACAAGCACUCGGACCCGUCAGACUGGAAAGCGACAAAGCUACCGAAGCUUGCCCAGUUGGACUCUCUCCAGCGGUGUCUCAUUUGUAAGGACUUUCUCAAGGCGCCAGUGAUCACCUCGUGCAACCACACAUUCUGCUCCCACUGCAUUCGCCAGCAUCUAAUGGCCGAAAGUCUGUGUCCUCUUUGUAAAACAGAGCAAUUCGAGAGCAAUUUAAAGAGGAAUAUACUCUUGGAGGAGAUUGUGCUAUGCUAUGAAAGGCUACGACCAGAUCUUCUUGAGCAACUAAAGAGUGAAGAGCAAACACCACAUGUGGAAGAAACCAAGGAGGCAGAUUUGGAGAUUAUCGAGGUUCCAGACGAAGAAAGUCCACAAGUAAAUCCCACCAAUGGAAAUCCAGAGUUAGUGCAGUGUCCCGUGUGUAGCCAGAGCAUGAGUGCUGACUUUCUCCAAAGAAGCCAUUUGGACGAUUGCCUUAACGGUAAAAGCACCAAAGUGCCUCCUCCAAGAGUGUCAACGGCACCAAAAAGACUGAAAGGGAUCUCGUCGUUCUUCCAGCCCCGCAAGCGCCAGGAUGUGAACCACUCGUCGUUCUACUUUUCGCAACCCGAGAAGCACCACCAUGAAAUCAAGAAAAUCCCCAAAAUAGACUUUGGCUCCCUUGCGACGCCCAAGUUGAAAGAAAAAUUAAGUCAGUUGAAGCUCCCGACGUCAGGAACCCGGUCUCAGCUCGAGCUCAGGUACAACCAUUACUACGUGUUGCACAACUCGAACCUGGACAGUUCACACCCAGAAAGCGACUUGGCACUUAGACAGAAACUUAUGCAGUGGGAAAAGUCACACGCGGCCUUUUCAUCGGCUGCUACUUCUGGUGGCUUGUUUGCUGACUCCUUGAGUCACAAGUCCAUAACAGAUAAAGACUUCCCCGUGGGACUUUGGCUUGAGAAGAAUAGAAAUACGUAUAAGCGGUUGAUCCGCGCGGCAAGGGCGACUAACAAGAAAAAGGCCGACAAAGAGGGUAUAGAGAUGGAUGUGGGCACCGAGAGUGGCGAUGGGAGUCACAAUACCAAGGAGUUUGUUGAGCAAACUACAAAUGAAAAAAUCGAUGAAAAGAAGAAGGAGGAAGCAGAGCAAGUUGGAGUCAAGGAGGAGAAUGCUGAGUUUGAUUUCUCUCAGAGUACUCUCUUCAUUCCCCAAUAA
This is a messenger RNA of Candidozyma auris, 1206 nucleotides long. RefSeq names its product E3 ubiquitin-protein ligase RAD18 (gene RAD18). The record is from RefSeq and is a predicted model, not a curated record. Bases 1 to 1206 code for a protein of 401 amino acids. Gene Ontology annotation, biological process: DNA damage tolerance; protein monoubiquitination. NCBI's taxonomy places the organism in Eukaryota, Fungi, Ascomycota, Pichiomycetes, Serinales, Metschnikowiaceae. Gene Ontology annotation, cellular component: nucleus; Rad6-Rad18 complex. The transcript has a single exon. Gene Ontology annotation, molecular function: ubiquitin protein ligase activity; single-stranded DNA binding.